This is a messenger RNA of Pyricularia grisea, 2855 nucleotides long. RefSeq lists its product as uncharacterized. Gene Ontology annotation, biological process: G protein-coupled receptor signaling pathway. Lineage: Eukaryota; Fungi; Ascomycota; Sordariomycetes; Magnaporthales; Pyriculariaceae. The record is from RefSeq and is a predicted model, not a curated record. Gene Ontology annotation, molecular function: G-protein alpha-subunit binding; guanyl-nucleotide exchange factor activity. The coding region runs from base 1 to 2376 and encodes 791 amino acids. Gene Ontology annotation, cellular component: cytoplasm. The transcript has 5 exons.
AUGGUCGAAUCCAACACACUUGCGGGCACAGAACGUGACGCGGCGCUCGAGCAGUUGAAAGUUUAUGGGAGAGAUCCCCGCGAUGCAGACCCCAUUUUUACAAAGGAGGGGAUAUCGACGCUGGCUGCGCACUCCUUCGAUGGAUCGUCAGACACAACAUCCAGAAAUGCGCUACGCUGCCUGGCCAAUGCAAUGCUUCUUCAACCCAGCUGCCGCCAAGAGCUUGUUGGCCUUGGAUAUCACAUCAAGGCAUGUGCCAAGCUUGCAAGUGAUAGUUGGGACGACGAGUUCCUCAUUUCGCGGGUUCUGAUGCUGGCAGCAAACGCUGGAAAGAUCGAUCACGAGGCAUUGAUUACACAGUAUGGCCUUGCAGAGCUUGUUGCCGCAAGGUUAGAGAGUCAUGCCGACUUUUUGCCAGAUGAGGGCUCAAGCUCAAACACCAUGGAAGCUAUGGCGCUGAGCGAAACUCUCAAAAUGAUGUUUGCUGUGCUACGGUUUUGUCCGGAACAUAGUGCGCGAUUCACCGGAGCCGCAGGCCAUAUUCUAACGCUGAUAUGUCAGCGACCGCUGCCUGCUGAAUCCGUCCUGGAUCCCCCUUUCGGUUCCUUAAUCAAUGUGUUAUGCAACCUCGACCUCAAGGACGAAACUCUCAGGAAUACUUUGUUCCCGGAGAUAGAUCCAUGUCGCGUCACAAACAGGCUGAUUCACAUCCUCGACAGGACGUUGAGUGAGUCCAAGGGCAGUAGCAUGGAUGACGCAACGAUUACCGUGCUUGCGGGAUCAUUGUGCAUUAUUUUCGAGGUUGCGCCCGAGCCGGUUCGCACAUCCAUGCAAGCCAAACUCCUGCCUGCCGAUGAAGACAGGAAUGAGGUUCUUGGCAGCACGGAGAGUCUGCCAUCAAGACUCCUGAAGAUGAUGACCAACGCCAUGGCUCCGAGCUCACGAAAGGCCAUAUCGCAUCUGCUUUUUGGUCUUUCGGACAAGGACCCUGCCAAGUUUGUGGAGAAGGUCGGCUAUGGGUACGCCUCUGGCUUCCUAUUCGAAGAAAAUAUACCAGUACCACAAUCUGCGCUGGCCAGCGAAGGGACUCCGGGUUCAACAGUGCAAGGAAGAGCUGUCAAUCCCAUAACGGGGCAGUUCUUAGACGCGGAAAAGCUGCUUGAUAUGCCCGAAAUGACACAGGAAGAUAAAGAGAGGGAGGCGGAGAGAUUGUUUGUUUUGUUUGAAAGACUCAAGAAGACUGGCAUUAUUGACGUCCAGAAUCCGGUUGAGAAGGCGUUUCAAGAAGGCCGCUUUGAAGAGCUUGAAGACGACGAAGGUGAUGAUGAAGCAGAGAGCUACAAGGAAGCGGGCCGAAAGUACCAAGAAGAUAAUAUCUUCGGUCAUGACAAUGACAUGUUCAUCAGCGAUGGCAUUGUCGCGAAUAGUGGCGCUCAUGAUGAGCCGGUAGGAACUACGUUCCAUCUAGGUGACGAAGCUGAUGAAGUGGACUACAACACGGUGGAGCCCGAGCCUGCUGGUCAUACCAACUAUUUGGAAUCGCAGCCAGUUAGCGACCCAACUUUGGAUAACCAAGUGUCUAUCGUGCCAACCACUGGCAAGAAACGUGGCCGUCCGUCUCUUUCCAGGUCAUUACCCCGGAACGGUACGCCUGCGAAGACACCCACUAAACCUGGAAGGCCUUCCAAAACCCCACGCACUGAGAAGACCUCCAAGGUCGCAAAAGCAUCUGUUUCGACAGGGAGCACGAAAAAGCGCAAUGCUGAUGGUGAGAUUGGCGGCGCGCCACCCACAAAGAGGACGCGUGUUGGAAAGCCCCUCAAAGCAGAGCGCGCUCCUGAGCGCGUUCAAUCUCGAAGGAGUGCUGCUGAAGCGGCCAAGGCUACCUUCAGCACUGCGCUUAAAAAGGCCAAGAUUGUGGAAUCCUCAGACCCUGCUCCCAAAAAGCGAGGUCGUAAGGCCAUUGGCGCUGCCGCGGUAGUUUCAAGCGAAGCAUACGAGGUCGAAAAAGUCUUAGACUCAAGCGUUGACGCCGACACCAAGCAAUUGAUGUAUCUUGUCAAAUGGAAAGGCUACUCAUCGGCCGAAAAUACCUGGGAGCCGAAGAAGAACCUCUCAGGCGCGUCCGAAGUUAUCAAGAAAUUCAACGCCACCAAGAAGAGUGAGCAGGUUACCAAGAACCCACGGGGUCGCAAGCCUAAUGCGACAACCAGAACCACCAAAACCCCCGGCAGGAAACCCGGCGCUUCCAAGCCUGGUCGGAAACCAGGCCGCAAGCCUGCUACUGCUAAAGCCGCUUCAACGACUACCGUUACGGCAGAGGUGGCAGCUCCGAAGAGGCGCGGUCGCAAGCCUAGAGCGGCGCAUGUAAAGUAAAGCUGGGUCUUGGGCGGUCUUUACUCUUUGCAGCUUUUGUUUUCCCCUGGUACUAUGGUUGGUAUUGUAUCGUGCAUAGAUCUUGGGAAGAUUAUCGUUUUCAUUGGGCAAUCUUUGGGCCGAGGUAAUGAGCUGGUCUUUUUGGGGGUUCUUUUAUUUUAUUUUCCAUCCUCGUCCAUCUUCUGGUCUGAAGGCUGCCUGUCAACUUUCUCGGCUUUUUCUUUUCUUUUCUUUUUGCCUUCGCGAAUCCACGUGGUUAGUGGGUGUCUUGUAUCUCAAGAGAUAUGAGCAGCACGAUGUUGACUUUUUCUUGCAAGGUUUCUUUAUCCCCUCUUUUGCCACGGUCAUAUGCUCUGGAUGCACAAUGGAAGGAAAGAAGAAAGAAAAAGAAAAAGAAAACAAAAAGGGGGGGAGUUCCCCGUUGUGCAUCAACCUAGGUUAGCUUACUUACAUUUGAGAUUUUCUGCCUGUGUUUUGAU